AUGAGUGAGACAUUAUAUAUUUCACCAAAUGCGACUGGCCAAUGGGUGGGUGUGUGUAUUGCUGUAUUCAUGUAGGAUGCCUCAGUCCUCGCGUCCGCAACUUUAGCUACACCUCCUCGAAGGAGGCAGAGCGGGAGCUUGAGACGUGCAUCAAGGCAACGGGUGGCGCCAUCAUUCGCCAGCUGUCCCUUAAGGAGCUGAAGGAGCUCAAGGAGGUCGCCGGUCUCCCUCGCGUGCCGCCCAAUGCCGCACCAUCGGUGUACUUCGGCGAUAGAGGCAAAGACGUCAACAAUCCCAUCGGCGUCGAGCUCACAAGUAGGCGGCGAGAAAGGGGAACGGGCCAGUGCAUGCGGGUCAUACUGUGGUGCGUUGCAAUGGUUUGUAUGCAGAUCCCAGUGAGUGCACGCGUUGCUGGCGUGACGGCAGGUGCGGCAAGUGCGGCAAGGCCGACGGUGUGGGGCCUGGGCGAUGUGUUCCCUUUGCCGGCAGCGGCAAGACUUUGUUUGGGAGCAUGGCGCAGUACGAGCAGACUGUGGGAAAGAAGCUGCAGGAAAUGGAUGUAGAGGAGGGGCUGCCGAUGGCUAUCAAUUUCGUUGACUCCGAGUGGCAGAAGAUGACCAAACGCCUGCAGGAGAAGAUCAUCGCGGCAGAGCAGGAGCGGGGCUUUAGAAGGGCAGAUGUCCUCAAGCUGAGCCAGCAAUGUCUGCAGCUGUCGACCAGCGACCGACCGACAGUGUCUGAGGUGCGACAUCGGCUAGCAGGCAUUGAGGACCUUGUCACGCGACUGCCAGGACCGUGA
Vitrella brassicaformis is the source of this 799-nucleotide messenger RNA. Lineage: Eukaryota; Vitrellaceae. The record is from the annotation of a GenBank genome assembly.